GUGUGUUGGAGGGUGCGGUUUCUUGAGUCCAGCUGUAACCGGUUACCGGAGACUCCGUCGCAUACACGGCAGCGCUGUAUGGUCAAACACCACAACACUUAUUCUCCGGAGCGGCUUUAUGAUUAAGCUACAAUCUUCAAUGAGUAAGCAUAUUCCACAGUUCUGUGGUGUUUUGGGUCACACAUUUAUGGAGUUUCUGAAGGACAGUGGCGACUACUGCCAGGCUCAGCACGGCGUUUAUGCAGAGAAGUGAACGGCCGGCCUCGCUACCUCAUCAGAACAGAGACUUGUGUUACAGUUUUAACGUUGGCGGGAUCGGGCUUGGAGAGUGGGCGUCCACAGCGGUCGGCGGUUCUGGAUGGGGUAAAAAAAAUCUCUUGAAGUUCACUGCCCUCGUCGGCCCUACGUCUUCACUCUCACCAGAGGACCAGCCUUGUUUUCUAGGCUUUUUCCUUUUUUUUUGCUAUUAAUCCCGCCCACCUCUGGGUCACACCUCUUUUCUCCUAAUCGUAUCCGCCAGCAUUUCUUUUGUUAUUAGAGAAAGUUUUUCAAGCUGUUUUGAAAACUCAAAAAUGGCACGUAUGAAUAGACCUGCCCCAGUGGAGAUCACUUACAAAAACAUGAGAUUCCUCAUUACCCACAACCCCACUAAUGCCACGCUUCACAAAUUCAUUGAGGAACUGAAGAAAUAUGGGGUGACGACAGUAGUUCGAGUGUGUGAGGCCACAUAUGAUGCAAACCUGGUUGUUAAAGAAGGUAUUCAGGUUCUGGAUUGGCCCUUUGAUGAUGGAGCUCCUCCCUCUAACCAGAUCGUUGAUGAUUGGCUGAAUCUUCUUCGGAUGAAGUUUAGGGAGGAGCCAGGCUGCUGUAUUGCCGUACAUUGUGUUGCAGGCCUUGGAAGAGCCCCAGUGCUGGUUGCUCUGGCCCUGAUUGAGUGUGGCAUGAAAUAUGAGGAUGCUGUUCAGUUCAUUCGACAAAAGCGCCGUGGAGCAUUCAACAGCAAGCAGCUCUUCUAUCUGGAAAAAUAUCGUCCUAAAAUGCGUCUUCGGUUCAAGGAUUCCAACGGCCACCGCAACAACUGUUGCAUUCAGUAAAAGCUUGCAUAUCAGCCUUUCUCAAAUGUGUAAUGGGAAUUUGUAUCUAGCAUAGGUAGUUUGUUCUCUUGUUCUAACUGUGAAAAUGCCGUUACAAAUAUUACGCUUAUUUCGUUACAAGUGUCCCCCGCCCUUCUCUUUGUUUUUAUGUAUUUCCUGUGGCGAAGCAAGGUAAAGUGCUUGUUUGAACAUGAGCUUAAGUGUUUUGCGAUGAAGUUUAUGUUGGUGAAACAUGGUCAAAUCCCAACUCUGCCAAACACGUAGUAUGCUUUAUAGCCUAAAUGGGUUUGAUUAAAAAAGAAUUUCAUGCAUUUUUUGUUGUUGUUGAUGAUUUCAGUCUAUCUGUAAUAAAUGCCUGCCUCUGAAAAAAUCUAAAAUAAAUGCCUUAUUACAACAGAAAGACACCAUCUGGUGGAGUUCUCGGUGGCAUUUGGAGAGGUUUCUCAGUGAUGUCUUUUGCAAAAAAAAAAUCAGGAAGAGAGAU
Molecule: messenger RNA, 1578 nt
Organism: Sinocyclocheilus rhinocerous
Lineage: Eukaryota; Metazoa; Chordata; Actinopteri; Cypriniformes; Cyprinidae
Product: protein tyrosine phosphatase type IVA 1
Exons: 6
Coding region: 573-1094 (173 amino acids)
Biological process (GO): protein dephosphorylation
Source: RefSeq, a predicted model, not a curated record